Molecule: messenger RNA, 201 nt
Organism: Linum trigynum
Lineage: Eukaryota; Viridiplantae; Streptophyta; Magnoliopsida; Malpighiales; Linaceae
Source: the annotation of a GenBank genome assembly
AUGGCCGCCGGCGGUAAUGGUGGUGACGGCCGCGGCGGGGUUCUGAUGGGGGGAUUUGGCGAUCUGAUAAAACCGCCGCCGGUAAUGGUGGUGACGGCCGCGGCGGGGUUAAGGGACCGGAAAACAGGGGAAGAGCAAAGGAAUUAUUAUGGAGAACUCUGGCAUUUCAGCAGCUUGAAGAUGCCUAUCCUCCUCACGUGA